UUCAAAUGGCAAACGAUUCAAUCAUCAAAGCAUUUAAAACCAAAUCAAAGUCACUUAAUCUGAGUUCUACGAAAAUUACAGAUGUUCCAGAAGCACUUGAGAAACUGACGUGGAUUGUUGUGUUAAAGCUGAAUAAUAAUUUUCUGUCAAGUCUGCCGUCUCAAUUCAGGCGUUUACAGAUGUUGACAGAGCUCAAUUUGGGAAACAAUGUUCUUGAGGAGAUCCCAUCUGUGUUAAAACACCUCUGCUGCCUAAAUAAACUUUAUUUAUAUGGCAACCAAAUCAGCCAUUUGCCAGCAGAGGUGCUGGAGGGUUUACCAAACCUUGAGCUUCUAAAUUUGAACCACAACAAAAUAAAAGUCAUUCCCUCAGAAAUAAAAAGUCUGUGUCGCCUACAAAGCAUCAGCAUCACAGACAAUCAUUUGGAGCAGAUUCCAGCUGAACUGGGUUUAAUGAGUCUGACUGAGAUUAACUUCACUAAUAAUAAACUGACUCAAAUACCACAGCAGUUAUGUGAUUUAUCACAGCUCAGGAGGUUGUACUUGGCCCGAAACAACCUCACAGCACUACCAGAGGGAGUUCUUGGUUGGAAAAACCUGAAGAUCUUAGAUGUUGCAGGAAAUCACUUAUCUGUGUUUCCAUUUGAUUUUCAGUUUCUCACACUGGACGAACUGUUCCUUGAAGGAAACAGUUUAGUCCCAUUCUCACUGAUGGAGUCAAUUCAGGAGAAAGAAAUCCUCUCCUUAAAGGAACUCUCAGCCAGGCUCAUCCUCCAGGAGAGCACUAAUAUAUUGUCAGCAGCGUCCAGAUCUCUGCCAAUGUACCCAGAGCUGCAGGACAUGCUGUCUCAGUGGAGUCAAUGUGCCCUGUGUUCACAACCCUUUCUCACCACCUGGCUGGAGUGUGUGCAGUUCAUCAACACCAGGAAGCACAUGGGGAUGAGAAGCUCCCAGUCUGUUCCGGUGAGGGUUGUGCUGUGCUCCUAUGACUGCUUCAACAGGGAUGACCACCAAUACUACGGACUUGUUCGAUUAAAUUAAAAAUGCUUAUGUUUUUCACCCCAUGAGUGUCCAUGAUGACCAU
This is a messenger RNA of Danio aesculapii, 1083 nucleotides long. RefSeq names its product leucine rich repeat containing 69 (gene lrrc69). Gene Ontology annotation, molecular function: protein binding. Lineage: Eukaryota; Metazoa; Chordata; Actinopteri; Cypriniformes; Danionidae. The record is from RefSeq and is a predicted model, not a curated record.